CCCGGGAUCCAUGAUCAGGUUGAAAGGUUCUGCUCUGGCAGAGACAGCGACCUCCUCCUCCCCUGCGCUUCUUGGGCGUUCCCCACCGGGAGCGACCGACCCGUGGGCCAGGCGCAUCUUGUCACGGUUCCCCAGGGGCCCCAGGGAACUCCGGUCGCUAAAUGCCAGGUAGUGCCUGUUCCACCUCCCAUUGUGGCCUGAGCAUGGGGACAGAGCCGGUACCUUGGUUCACCAGCUCUGUCGUUCCAAUGCCUCCGGGGGUUACGUUGGUGCCCAGUCGGUUUGCUCCUGGUCGUUAGCACGGCUGCACAGGGGGACCUGGCCUGGGAGCAGCCCUAGAGAAACGUACGCGCCGUGGGCUGGGGCUCUGAGCAGCUCGGGGGGUCGAUGCCUGGGUGUCAGACUGCACCUCUAGCCAAACCCCGAGCUGUCCAUGGGCCCUGACCUCGGCUCCCGGAGAGACCCAGGCACCGGCUCUGCCCGCCCCGUGGUACCCGGCGGCUGUAGCGAGCCCUGCAGGCAUGAUCCUGCCCUGCCUCCGCCUCGCCAGGACAUGGGCUGAGGGGCUGUUUCCGGACGUCCUGCUCUGCGUGUCUGAGGCCUGACAAGUCUCGACGCCCCUCAUGCCUGUGACUCCCCUCCACGCACAGGCUCUGCGGACCCCAAGCCAGAGAGCAGCUGUGAAAUGGAGCGAGGGGACGAGCUCCAGCGGGGGCAGGACAGAGAGAUUCCUGAGGCACCCAGCACGCGUGAUGGAAUCUGGGCUGGGGCUGAGGAGAAGCCGUGGGGAGCCCAGAAGUCCCCGGGAGGAGCAGCUGCCAUCCCAGUGCCCCAGGGGAAGGCGCCAAAUACCUGCCAGGACUGCGGGCAGAGCUUCUCGGAGCGGGGCCUCCUCAUCGUGCACGUGCUGAGGACCCACCUCGGGGAGCGAACCCUGCCCUGCGGGGAGUGCGGGAAGAUCCUCUCCGGCCGGGGCAGGCUGGCGGCGCAUCAGAGGGCCCACCUGCGGGAGCGGACGUUCACCUGCGUGGCCUGCACGCGCAGCGUCGUCUACAACAAGCACCUGGUGGACAAGGUGCGCAUGGAGCUGGCCGGAGGGAAGCCCUUCAAAUGCACCAAGUGCAGCGACAGGAUCAUCCUGAUGGUGGAGCCGCCGGCGGAGCGCGGGAGGGGCUCCUUCCCCUGCCCCCACUGCCCCAAGGUCUUCCCCUACGUCUACCUCCUGCAGCGCCACCAGCCGCUGCACGCUGGGGAGGCGUCCUUCCCCUGCGCCGAGUGCGGCAAGAGUCUCCACCGGCGGACCACGCUCGGCAAGCACCGCCGGCGCCACGCGGCCGAGCAGCCCGCCCCCUGCGCUGAGUGCAGCCGGAAGGAGCGCCGGGAGAGCCCCGCACCGGAGCAGCCGUUCCCCUGCACGCAGUGCGGGCGGCUCUUCCCCCGGCGGGGCUCCCUGGCCGCCCACCUCCGGGCCCACGCGCGCCCGCCGCUGCACCCCUGCGCCCAGUGCAGCCAGCGCUUCGGCAGCAAGCGGGCGCUGCUGGCGCACCAGCGGGCCCACGCGCCGGACAGGCCCUGCCGGGAGUGCGGCCAGGCCUUCGGCUCCAGGGCGGCCUGGGCCGCGCACCGGCUGGAGCACGAGCGGCAGAAGCCGUUCUCGUGCGCCGAGUGCGGGAAGGGCUUCAGGCGCAAGGACAGGUACACGGUGCACCAGUGGCUGCACGUGGGCCCUGCGCCCCUCGCCUGCUCCCAGUGCGGCCAACGCUUCCGCCUGCCGCUGCAGCUGGAACGGCACCAGGGCCUCCACCGGGCGCCCAGAGAGGCCAGGCUCAGGCCGAGCGCGCAGGCCUGCCCGGCCGGAGAGCUGAGCCCCACGCCUGGCCCUGCCACCCCGUCCGCGUGCAAUCCUGGGCCAGGCACCUCGCCGGCCUGGCCCGUGGUGUCCCCACCUGAGAAAUAGGGUGAAAGGGCACAAGGCCUGGGCACAAGGCCCGGGCAGUGUCUGUGGCACUGGGUGUAGGCGUACAUUAGAGAGCGGAGAGCUCUCGCUGGGGGGAGUCAUGGGGGCUGGUUUGGAAGGGGCUCUGGGCAGCCUGCAUGAGUGGGCUCAGACGGCUUCCGUAGCCUGCGCUGGGGGGCUUUUCUUUGUGUCCCCCCACACAGUGGGAGUGGGUGAUGGGAUGGGUCCCUCGACUGCCCUGUUCUGUCCAUUCCCUCUGGGGCACCUGGUGCCGGCCGCUGGCGGAAGCCAGGACCCUGGGCUGGCUGGACCGUUGGUCCGACCCCGUGUGGCCGUUCUGAUCUCAAAUGAGAUUGACGCUGUGAGCGCCUCAAAGGUAACCAGGGUCUGCGCUACAGUCAGUGUCAAACCAACCUCGCAUCUGUCUCUGCCCGGGUCACAAGGCCGGGGGCGGGGGGAGCGACAGAGCUCGGCUUUAAUACGGUGUGUGACACUGUCUCCCAUGACCUCAUAAGCACACACGAGUAAUAGAGCCUCCAGGAGCCUACGGGUGCAGGACUGGUUGGAGACCCGCUCCCAGAGAGUAGGUACCAGUGGAAUCGCAGAGCGAGUGGGGUCCCGCGGGGAUCUGCCCUGGGUCCGGUUCUAGUCAAUAUGGUCAUAAAUGAUUUGGCUAAUGACAGAGAGAGAGCGCUGAUGUUACCAAACGGAGGGGUUGCAGGUGCUUUGGAGGACGGAAUUGGAAUUCGGAAGGAUCUGGGCAAUCCGGAGAACUGGUCUGAAGUAAAUAGGAUGACAUUCAUAAGAACAAAUGCAAAGUGCUCCACUUAGGAAGGAGCUGUCGGUUGCACGCACACAAUGGGCAGGGACUGCCGAGGAAGCAGGACUGCGGGAAGGGAUCUGGGGGUGCUAGUGGAUCUCCGACUAAAAAGGAGUCAAUAAUACAAGACUGGUGCAAAAAACCCCCAACAUUCUGGGAUGUAACAGUUGGGAAUUUUUCAUACGAUUUUGGAUGAAUAAUGUGUGUGCCUCAGUUUCCCCCAUGGGCUGCAUGGUUAACGGCGGGGUGGGGGGGAAGGUUUACUCUUUGCGGAGACCCAGGAGUGGCUGAUGCCUGGCUGUCUGGGGCCUGGAGAGGACAAUGGCCACUCCAACUGCCCAGCCCUUUGGUACCUAGCAAAUAACGACCAUGGAUGGCCCAUCCUCUGCGGGAAGCCAGCCAGUAGUGACCAACUGGAGGACAAAGGAUGGAGGGGGGCUUGUUGAGUUCUUACGUGUGGGCUG
Molecule: messenger RNA, 3241 nt
Organism: Chrysemys picta bellii (western painted turtle)
Lineage: Eukaryota; Metazoa; Chordata; Testudines; Emydidae
Source: RefSeq, a predicted model, not a curated record